AUGGACUUCUCUUCUUUCCUCAAUAUAGAACACGGAGAAAAAUUGGAAGUUCUUAGGAGGGAAAUGGAGAACUUUGAAUUAUGGACAGCUAGUGGGCAUCCGUCAUUGCUUUUGCUAAACCUAAUGGGACCAAAAAUAUCAAACGUGAUUGAUCAUCCCAUGUUUUGGGAUUCUACGAAGAGACCGUUGUUUCUAUGCGAUGCCAGCGACAAACCGCAAUUAGAACAAUUCGCUUCAAAUCUUAGGAAAGAAAUUCAUAUGGGGGCAACAUGGAUUCUUCCCGGUCAUAAAGAUUGGCACAAGAUGGUAGAUGGUGAUAUUUUGUUGAAUUUAUUUGCCCAUGAGCUCGGUGUGCAACACAGGUUUGCUCACGUGGUAUCUUUUCUGCGAGCUAUUAGGAAUCGCUUCAACCAUCACAUAGAAACCCCACACCUUCAGCAGAUCGAAGGGCCAUCUCCCGAUGGCUUUGAUGCAUAUUACUCUAGUCGAUUUCCUGCUCUUUUGAUGCAUGUAUAUUUAGUUAUGUAUAGAAACCGUGGUGGGGAAGAAGUUUUCGGGAAGUACUUUACUUUCUUUAUAGAUUAG
This is a messenger RNA of Rhodamnia argentea, 585 nucleotides long. RefSeq names its product serine/threonine-protein kinase/endoribonuclease IRE1b-like. Gene Ontology annotation, molecular function: protein serine/threonine kinase activity; RNA endonuclease activity. The record is from RefSeq and is a predicted model, not a curated record. The transcript has 2 exons. Lineage: Eukaryota; Viridiplantae; Streptophyta; Magnoliopsida; Myrtales; Myrtaceae. Bases 1 to 585 code for a protein of 194 amino acids. Gene Ontology annotation, biological process: intrinsic apoptotic signaling pathway in response to endoplasmic reticulum stress; mRNA processing; IRE1-mediated unfolded protein response. Gene Ontology annotation, cellular component: IRE1-TRAF2-ASK1 complex.